Molecule: messenger RNA, 2030 nt
Organism: Leguminivora glycinivorella
Lineage: Eukaryota; Metazoa; Arthropoda; Insecta; Lepidoptera; Tortricidae
Gene: por
Product: protein-serine O-palmitoleoyltransferase porcupine
Exons: 1
Coding region: 256-1584 (442 amino acids)
Biological process (GO): Wnt protein secretion; canonical Wnt signaling pathway; lipid modification
Cellular component (GO): endoplasmic reticulum; membrane
Molecular function (GO): palmitoleoyltransferase activity; Wnt-protein binding
Source: RefSeq, a predicted model, not a curated record
GCCCAUGAACUGAACCUAUUGUCUUCACUUUGCAUCUUUUUCAACAUAAAAGUAUAAAAUUUGUAUUAAAACUGUUGUUAUCUCAAAGAGAAAAUGUUAGUGCUGUUACACUAUAGCAUAUUCCAUUUAUUUGUAAAGUAUUCAUUCAAUUAUGUGUUAUAAGUUACGCAUACACAUCAUUUUUAACGCGCUAUUUGCCGGUAUGCUGUAAAUACAGUAUUUCAUCAAAAGUACAAUCAAAUUGAUGAAGAAAUAAUGUAUGAAGAAGAUGAUUACAUUGAGGAAAACACCUGGACAUACAUUGCAUUAUGUGGCGAACCAACCCUCUACGAGGGUUUCAGAUUUGCAAGGGACUUGAUAUUAGCGAACUUUAUUCUGCGCUGUAUAAUCCAGUGGGUGCCUAUUCCCCACAACGUGCGGCACAGCGUGUCGCUCGUCAUCGGAACCUUCCUGCUGUACUGCAAUGUAGGCGCCGCCUUCGUGUGGACCGUGGGUCUGACCGCCAGCUCCUACAUCAUCAUACUGGCUCUGUCCUACAUAACCAACACGCAUAGAGGGGUAACAAUCUCUUUCAUUACCAUUGGUUACCUACUGCUCUGUGAGGUAUAUGUGAUUAAUCCCAAGAUGUGGCAGCAGAUUCGAGGCAUUCAAAUGAUAGCUGCAAUGAAAAUAAUAUCAGUAGCUAUAGAUUUGGAUAGAAACCUUUUUAAAACUAUGAUCAAUCCUGUUGAAUUUGGUGGUUACAUGAUGUGCCCAGCCAAUUGUAUUCUUGGGCCAUGGAUCUCCUUCCAUACUUAUAGUAAUUGCCUAGUAGUAAAAUUUUUAUCAAAGAGGUGGAUAAAAUUAAUUGUAUUAAAUUUUGCUUUGUCAAUGCUGUUUUUAGUUUUGUCAAACUGCAUUGUCCCAUGGUAUGUGCCAGAUAAUAUUACCAAGUGGUUGGUUGCAUAUAGAGAUGCCCAAGCUUUUAGGAUGUCCCAUUAUUUUGUUUCAAGUAUGUCAGUGGUAACAAUGCUGAGUGCAGGUUUUGGUCUCACAAAUGACUGUCACUCGGAACUAACCGUCACAAGACCAUUCUUUAUUGAGCUUCCAAGAUCUCUUGUGCAAGUAGUAGUGUACUGGAAUAUGCCUAUGCAUCAAUGGUUGAAGAAUUAUGUGUUUAAAACAUGUCAACCUUUUGGGCACUUUACAGCUCUGCUGUCAACUUAUGUGGUCUCUUCAUUGCUUCAUGGUCUGAAUUUCCAAUUAGCAGCUGUCUUGCUCAGCAUUGGAACCUUUUCUUAUGUGGAAUAUAACUUUCGAUAUAAGGUUGCAUCAGCAUUGGAAGUCUGCUGCUUAGCUAACCCAUGUACAAAAGCAUGCCACCACAGGCAUAAAAAGAAUAGUUUCCUAGCAGUCAUUAUCAACACGGUGUUUUCCUUAACAACAAUAAUACAUCUUGCUUAUCUUGGAGUAAUGUUUGAAGCAUCAUUUGCUGUCCAGGAAUCUGGCUACUCUUUCAACCACACUCUCAGUAAAUGGGAAAACCUUAAUUACUUCAGUCAUGGCUUAGUAGCAUUCACAUACCUUAUUUAUUUAAUGAUGUAACCUACUCAGUAAGUCAAUAGGAUUAUAGCUUACAGCUAACAAUACUGAAUUCACAAUUCUUACUUAUUUGCACAAAACAUAAUCACAAUAGUAGUAGUAGUAUUAGUAGAAAUAUCACAUAGGACUUGAACAUUUGUUAGCCACAUUAGGAACUGAUUUAAAUAAAAAAAAAAGCAAUAGGUGUUGUACUGAUAUUUUAUAUAUUAACAUUAUUCAUGUAUUGUGUGAUGUAACCCAGAAGAGCCAGCUCAGUUAUAAGAAUUAUAAAUGGAUAGGAAACUAUACACAGUUGGUAUAAAAUCUGAAUCCAUUAAAAAUGUGAUAUUAAGUGCUUUUAAUAAAUUUAGCAGUCAAUCUCUUUAAUGAUGGUUUGGAUAAAAAAAUGGACAAUUAUGGGUAAAGAAUUUAUAAAAAAUGGUUUCACUUGGUUUAAAUUAACAUUAACA